CAAAGCGGUGGGCGUAGGCGGAUUCCCCAAGGGGCAAAACCUUGGUCCUGGACUCGCAGCUUCACUCCAUCAAACCCUAGUUCUUCCUCCGCCUUCAAACCCUUGCACCGGGGAAUAGAGAUGGCACCCAAACGCCCCGCCGUCGAAGCCACGUCUUCUUCCUCCUCCGACGAGGCCGCCUCCUCGUCCGACGAAGAGCACGAGGAAGCGCCCCUCUCCUCCCCUUCCCCUGACAAAACCAUCGUCCAAAAGAAGCCCACCAACCCCCCCGCCCCCGCUCCCCCGGCCCCGAAGUCCCACCCGUCCCAGCGCCCUGCCCCGGCCUCCAGCGACGAAGACGAAGACGACAGCGAAGACGAAGAAGAAACCUCCGCUUCCGAAUCCGACGAUGAUCAAACCAAGAAGCAGCCCCCCCCGGNGCCCCAGCCCCAGCCCAGCCACCCCUACCCGAACCCACCCCCCCAGCCCACCGCUUCCGGAUCCAGUGAUGGGUCCGGAUCCGGGUCCGACUCCGAAGAAGAAUCCUCCGACGAGGAGCCCGCCCCCGUCCGCCGCCCCUCUCGCGGCGCUGAUCCCUCCAUCAAGCCUAUCAGCUCGAAGCCCAUGGACGAAGCCUCCCAGCCCAAGAAGCCCACCGCCGCUUCCCCGUCUCCCAGGAAGAAAGCGAAAACCUCGGAGCCUUCGGAGAAUGACGGCGGCGGGCCGAAGCGGCCGCUGUUCCAGAGACUGUGGAGCCCGGAUGACGAGAUCGCCGUCCUCUCCGGUCUCGUCGAGUACCGCUCGAAGAAGGGAACUCUCCCAUCGUCCCAUGAGAUGGACCAGUUGCACAAUUUGAUUCGUGGCUCUCUUCAGGUUGAGGUCAGCAACAACCAGCUCAACGACAAGAUUCGGCGCCUGAAGAAAAAGUUCGAGACCAAUGUUGGUAGGGGCAAGAACGGCGCGGACCCGACCUUCUCCAAGCCCCAAGAGCGCACUGCCUUCGAGCUCUCGAAGAAGAUAUGGGGGGCUAAGAAGAUCCUCUCGGAGGAUGCCGGUGCCAGCAGCGGUGAGGAAGAUGAGGGUGAGGAGAGUGACAGUGAGAUGGCCGGCCAACAGAAUGUUAAGGAGGAGAAUGCUGCCUCCCCCGCUGCUUCUCUGAAGCUUCUUGAUGGUGUGUCGCCUGCACCGCCAUUGGCAAAUGGUAGUGCUAAGCUUCGGUACCCUUUCUUAAGCGGGGCAGUUACUAAAUUGGCGAAUGAGUGCAAAUGUGGAACGGCGAUGAAGAGGGCGCUGGAGAACGUUGAGGACUCGAAGGCGAGAGCAAUGGAGGAGAAGGUCAAGAAGCAGAAGAUGGGUGAGAUGAAGCUGCAUGUGCGCCGGAUGGAUCUGAUGAAGGAGACAGUAAAGCACAUCGUUGAAGCUCUAGCUAAAUCGGAUUGAUAGGCAUCAUUUCCCUUUGUUUGGGAUGCUUUGCAGUUUUGGUUUUUACUGGCUUCUUUGCUGUUGGUAGGUCUCUUUCUGUUCUAAAGUUAAGUGCUUUGUUUUGUUGUGAUGUUGAAUUCUCUUUUCUGGUUCUCUUUCUUCAUGAUGAAGAUAGAAGUGUAUCACUUGGUGGACUUGGAAGGCCACGUCUAAAUGUUUCCUUCUUAAUGUUUAGCAGGCAGUCGUCUUUUCUGUAGCCGAACAAAUUUAACAGUUGCUUAAUAUGCCAAAUUAAUAUAUUGCAAUUAAUUAGAUGAA
Molecule: messenger RNA, 1719 nt
Organism: Elaeis guineensis (African oil palm)
Lineage: Eukaryota; Viridiplantae; Streptophyta; Magnoliopsida; Arecales; Arecaceae
Biological process (GO): regulation of DNA-templated transcription
Cellular component (GO): nucleus
Source: RefSeq, a predicted model, not a curated record